This is a messenger RNA of Aureobasidium subglaciale EXF-2481, 822 nucleotides long. RefSeq lists its product as uncharacterized. The record is from RefSeq and is a predicted model, not a curated record. Gene Ontology annotation, molecular function: N-acetyltransferase activity. NCBI's taxonomy places the organism in Eukaryota, Fungi, Ascomycota, Dothideomycetes, Dothideales, Saccotheciaceae. The transcript has 3 exons. Gene Ontology annotation, biological process: protein acetylation. The coding region runs from base 14 to 742 and encodes 242 amino acids.
AAUCAUUCCAAACAUGUUGCUUAACGAGCAUACAGCAUUGGUAACGUCUCAGAUCUUGCUGUGUCCGUACAGCGAGCAUCACGUACCAACAUAUCAUGAAUGGAUGAAAGAUGAGGAACUUCAAGAGCUCACGGCCUCCGAACCUCUGAGUCUACCAGAGGAAUACGACAUGCAACGAUCCUGGCGUCAAGAUGUCGACAAACUAACCUUCAUAUCCUGUCUACCUCCCUCCACGCCACCAACCACAAAUACAACCAUUUCACCAAAACAAGACGACGCACCCUCUCGUAUGAUUGGCGAUAUAAAUCUCUUCCUUGUUGAUGACGACGAUGAAGUUGAGGAAGAGGACAACAAAGACCCUGCCGCUCCACGAUCAGUCCUAGGUGAAAUCGAACUCAUGAUAGCAGUAAAGUCUCAGCAUCGCAAAGGACAUGGUCGUGCUUCUCUACUUACGUUCAUGCACUACAUCCUCACCAAUACUGCCCCGAUUCUACAGGAGUACAGCAAAGAUCAGCCAGCAGCUUUACGAUAUCUAAGGGUCAAAAUUUCAGCGAGCAAUGUUAAAAGCAUUGCUUUGUUUGAGAGUGCGGGGUUUGUGAGGACAAGUGCAGAGGCUAAUUACUUUGGGGAGUUGGAGUUAAUAUUGCAGGUCCAGGGGAGGGAGAAGGAAGUUUUGGAUGAGUUGGAAAAGGUCAAGGGAUGGAAUGGAAGACCUUUUGUUGUUGGAUAUCGGGAAGCAUGAGAAAGCGUUUUCAUGAUGUUUGGUUAUGUUAACAAGAGCAUCUAGACACAGCAUCUGCAAAGACAAUCCUUCUUCUCGUC